This is a messenger RNA of Ostreobium quekettii, 1074 nucleotides long. Lineage: Eukaryota; Viridiplantae; Chlorophyta; Ulvophyceae; Bryopsidales; Ostreobiaceae. The record is from the annotation of a GenBank genome assembly.
AUGGCCUGCUGCCACAAAGUGGAUGACAACAAGAAUGAGCAGCAGCGCCUGGCUCAGGCGGGCCUUCGUGUAGACUCGCUGUCAGCGUCGCUCAUGGGGCCGCCUCUGCCGGGGGAGAUUGGCGUGGGGCCCUUGAGGGUGUGGCCAGGGGGCGUCGCUGUGUCGAGGUCGGUGGGCGACUUCGAGUGCGGUAAUCACAUCCUGCCGGUGCCGCACAUCCGUCAGAUCGUCAUCCCAGACACUGGUGCCCGUAUUCUCAUGGCCUCCGAUGGGUUGUGGGACUACUUCACUGGCCUGCGUGCCUGCAAAAUGGCAAGGACAAGCACCCUGUCGAAGGUGCCACACCGGCUCUUCAAGUCGCUGAUGUUCCACACCGAUGGCGUCCUCACGGAUGACACCACCAUACUGGCGUUUGACGUCCUGCCUUCUGGUGCCACAGACUUCCGACAUCUUGCAAAGCAGGUGAGGAAGAGCACGCGAAGGAAGGUUCACUCGUGGAAGGACAUUCUGUCCAUCUUAACGUACCCAUUGCAGGAUGGCAGUCAGGAGCCCCUGUCCCUCUACACAGACAUCGACGUCUACACGCACUAUCCACGGAUCACAUCACGAGGGGUGGCGAUGUACAGAAUGAACAAAGAGCGGUACUGUGCACUGUGGGUGCCCCCCAAGGCAGUUCACCCUGUGCGCUAUGACAGCACCAUGGUGGACUUGAUGAACGACCUGCAGCUGGAAGAUGGUGGCAGGUGUUUGUCUGAGCCUGCAGAGGGGCUGAUCGAGCAGGAUGGGGUGGCAGGCGGCAGGAUGGAGGCACGUGUUGGGAAGGAUGGUGGAAAGGUGAAAGUUGGGAGGGGCACGCCAAGCGAUGCAUCCAGCGAUGGCCGCAGGAGUCCUUACAGCAUUAUCAAGGACAGGGCGCGGCGCAUCACCCAGAGGUCCCAAAACAAGAGCAAGGUUGCAAAGAACUCAACAAAGCAGUUCACAAAAUCGCACAAUUCGCUGUUUCACGAUGACUCUGCUCAGGCCAUCCGCAUAGACCCUGUGGACCAGCAGGAGGACAUCAUGAUGACAAUGUAG